GUUUUAGAAGCGAACGGACGGGCGGAUCCACCAGGAUUCGUAAUCCGAAGCAAUCGAGAAUUCUAGAGUAAUCUAGUUUUCUCAAACCAACAAAGAUGAGAGCGAAGUGGCGUAAGAAGAGGAUGCGCAGGCUAAAGCGUAAGAGGAGGAAGAUGCGUGCGAGGUCCAAGUAGAUUUUCACCAUCUUGAUACCUCUGUGCUAAAUACCUGACUUCAAGGAGUAUUUGCGUCAAUCAUCAUCAGAGUCACUGCAUUUAAAAACUGUACAUUCUACGACCAUUUUGCACAGAGAAAUGUUUUAAAAAAUUGUCUUGUUCAGUUAAAUAAAAAUGGCUUUUCAAGAUAAACCAAUA
Nasonia vitripennis (jewel wasp) is the source of this 353-nucleotide messenger RNA. RefSeq names its product ribosomal protein L41 (gene RpL41). Gene Ontology annotation, biological process: translation. The record is from RefSeq and is marked validated. The transcript has 3 exons. NCBI's taxonomy places the organism in Eukaryota, Metazoa, Arthropoda, Insecta, Hymenoptera, Pteromalidae. Bases 96 to 173 code for a protein of 25 amino acids. Gene Ontology annotation, cellular component: ribosome. Gene Ontology annotation, molecular function: structural constituent of ribosome.